UGAAACGAAACGUUUGACUAAUCUUUUUUUAUUACAUCCAUUUUGAGGCAAGAUAGAACAAUGAGAUAGUUUAAUGGAAUGCGGAUAUGUGUACAAUCAACAACGUAUAUAAAAUCUGGAUACAAAAUAUCCGUAGUUUCAAGAUCAAAUAUUGGAAGCGGGCAAAUAGGUUGUAAGCAUGCGUUGGACUAAUUGUCUGUAGGUCUUAGGGGCCGUUUCGAAUGAUAUAGCGGCAGAAACACAUUCACAAGACAAGUACUAUGCAUAAUAUUUAUUAUCUUAUAGUCGCUGUUCGUGACUCGUGUUGUGCAAGAGAACGUCAGUCUUAGUCAAUGUCAAAAAUUUACGCGCUGAGUUUGAAAUAUUUGUAGAAAAUUAAAAAUGGACCUCAUGACUAAUAAAAAUAAAGCCCUAUCUAAGAAAGAGACUAAAGGUCUACUCUCUCUAAUAGAAAGGAGCACAAUUAUAAAUUCGAAAAAUACAUUAGGCAACAGCAAUAGAUUGAAAAGACAAGAGUGGGCCAGAAUUACUGACAUCUUUAACAAAACGAUAGGAACCUUCCGCCGUACCCCACGGCAGCUCCGUCUGAAGUGGGAAAAUUUAAAGAAGAAUUCCCGUAGGCGCAAUGCUUUGAUACGGAUGGAACAGAUCAAGAAUGGAAAUGGGCCAACACGGUAUUUUCCACCAGAUGAAAUCCUUGAUCAUGUCACAACACUUUUGGAAAGCACUAGGGAAGGUUUUAAUGAAUUUUGUGGCGGUGAUGCUAAGCCCCAAAAUGCUAGUGAUUGCAGUGAUGAAAACAGAUCCCAAACCUCAAUGUCAUCGCUGGACACUUCAUUGCCAGUGAUGACAAAGAAAACCAUAGAUAAUACAGUGUCAGCCAAUAGCAUUAGAGAUGAGAUUGGAGCCAAUACAAGUACUCCUAUGGCUGUACCGUAUAAUAGCAAUCUGAGAUUUAGUGCAGGUUUCAAAUGCAAAAUGAAGUCAGCUGAUGAUGGGCGUUAUGCAAGAAAUAUUGCCUUGGCAGAAUAUUAUAAGGCAAAAAAAAAGAUACUAGAUUGUCAACUGGAAACCAUGAAGAUAGAUAGUGGAAAGAUCAACUUGGACAAUGAAAAAUUAAAAUUAGAGAAUGAAAAUUUAAAAUUAGAAAAUGAAAAAUUAAAAUUAGAAUUAAAGAUAUUGAAGGGUGGGGAUAGUUAAAUAUAUUAUUAUUUACA
Manduca sexta (tobacco hornworm) is the source of this 1217-nucleotide messenger RNA. RefSeq lists its product as uncharacterized. The transcript is spliced from 4 exons. The record is from RefSeq and is a predicted model, not a curated record. The coding region runs from base 382 to 1200 and encodes 272 amino acids. NCBI's taxonomy places the organism in Eukaryota, Metazoa, Arthropoda, Insecta, Lepidoptera, Sphingidae.